UUGAAACAAUCAGUCGUAAUUAUAAGUGAUCUUAGUUUAAAAGUGUAACUAAUUGUUUGUAUCUUUGAAAGAUGCUAUAGUAUAGUAAAAUUUCCAUGAAAUUAUAAAACUGUUAUCCAUGUGUAUCAGCAAUCUCUACGCGGCGCCAUCGGACUCGUCGUUGUAUUACGCGUCGAGCUCCUCAGAAGCCUCGUCACCGCUUCUCGAUGCAUCUACCAGCUACAACAUCGAGUUCGACCGCGGCAGCGAAGGCGACGUGUCGUCGACACCCCCGAGUAGUUCGCACACCAGCGACGAUUGUCCCUUCAAUAUCGACUUUGCGCUGAGCUUGAACGACGCCGCACUCGAGGACGAUGUCGAUGAUUCCGGUUCGGUGGGAAAAGGAAAUGGAAGGACUGUGAGUGGAGAGGUCGAGAAGGAGGACGAUCGAACUGGUCAGUCGCCACAGCAGCAGGUUCUACUGCCAUCGGAUCCGUUGGAAUGGAGCGCCAAGCACGUGAGCAGCUGGCUGAGCUGGUGCGCCGGUGCGUUCGGCCUGCAACCGGCCCCCGAGCCGGAUCUGCUCGCGGGUCUACUGGGCCGCGACCUGCUCAAGUGGAGCCUCUGCAAGUGGAUGGAGGUAGCGCCGAGCGCCGGACGUGUGCUGGCCCGUCAUCUCGGCUUUCUCAGGCUGCAGUCGUCCGGCCAACAGACCGAGGCCCUGAAACAGAUCGAAGCCGAUCAUGCAGAACGGCUCAACCUUCUACAUCGCACGAGUCCACUGAUUGGAGGAGGCGUCGGCGGCGGGCAGUCUCCGCAUCAUCACCUUCACAGUAACCACCUCCACCAGCAGCAACAGCAGCAACAGCCAUCGUCGCCGGCUCAGCGCCAGCAGCAGCAACAACAGCAGCAGCAGCAGCGGCAGUCCCCGUCGCAGACGCAACAACUCGGGGGUGGUCAGGUGCAGCUCUGGCAGUUCCUCUUGGAGCUGCUAGCCGAUUCGUCGAACGCGUCCUGCAUCGCGUGGGAGGGCUCCAACGGCGAGUUCAAGCUCACCGAUCCGGACGAGGUGGCCAGGCGCUGGGGCGAGCGCAAGUCCAAGCCCAACAUGAACUACGACAAGCUUUCGCGCGCGCUAAGGUAUUAUUAUGACAAAAACAUCAUGACCAAAGUCCACGGCAAGCGCUACGCUUACAAGUUUGAUUUCCACGGCCUGAUGACGGCCUGCCAGAUACAGUCCGGUUCACCGCUCGACGCGACGGUUCUCGUUGGGCCACGAGCGGCCACGAGCUACGCCCAACACUCGGCUCUCUACGCGCCGCAUCAUCAUCAUCAUCAUCAUCAUCAUCCUCCUACGACCCUUCAACCCACCGCGGCUGCGACGGCAGCUCUGCACCCGGUGCACAUCGUGCCGACUCGAGCUCUAUCCAGUCCGCCCCCUGCUCCUGCACAUCACUUCUGGCCGUACAGAUACUCGCCCCCUAAAUAGCUGCUGUACAUUUUUUUCAUGAGCAGUGAAAUUGUAAAUAUUAUGUAGUACGCGAGGACAAAAGCUUUGAAGCUCUUGGUCUUUCGCGAGACAGGAAUAGUUUUGUUUUGAUGGAAUUUUUCAAUCGAGCGAUGAUUCGAUCUGAUAUAUUCAAGAUAGAUUCGAGUUCAUCGUAGUUGAUGUUUGUGUGAUAUUAAAUAGCGUUUUGUUUUCGUAGAUUUUCAUGUACACUCUUAAUUUACUAAAAAAAUAAUAUUUAGGUUUGAUUUUUUUAUGCGCACGCGAAAGGUCUUUUUACCGAUAUUGCGAAAAGACAGAAAAAAAACGCUUUUUCAAGUACAAAGAUAUGAUAGUUUAACCGAAGUACCUUUUGAUAUUCAUCAUCCAUUGACAAUAUACAAUACUAAAUAAUUCAUGUAAAUUUUAAUCUGUACAUAAUAUAUGAACAAGCGUAAAUAAUGCGGUUAAGUAGUAAGUUAUGCAGUUGUUUGUAUUUUGAACGGUAUUCAACAACUUUUAUCGAUGCAAAUAAGUGUUUAACAAUUAUCUGCAUAAUAAAUUAAAAUUCAUUCGAUUUUUUGAAUAACUUAACCAUUUUUUUCAGUACAUUUGAAUCGUUGAAAGUCAAAUUAAGAAUCAAUCAAAGAAUAUUUUUAUUUUUCAAUGUGUUGUAGUCCGAAAUUGGCUAAAAUAAUCUUACAAUUUAUUGUGUUUAAAAGUCUUUAUUUAGAAUAAUGGUUUUAAUUUUUCGUUAUGAAAUUUUUUCAGAGUGUU
Messenger RNA from Trichogramma pretiosum, 2242 nucleotides. Its product is annotated as Friend leukemia integration 1 transcription factor-like. Bases 119 to 1468 code for a protein of 449 amino acids. The transcript is spliced from 5 exons. The record is from RefSeq and is a predicted model, not a curated record. Gene Ontology annotation, molecular function: sequence-specific DNA binding; DNA-binding transcription factor activity, RNA polymerase II-specific. NCBI's taxonomy places the organism in Eukaryota, Metazoa, Arthropoda, Insecta, Hymenoptera, Trichogrammatidae. Gene Ontology annotation, biological process: cell differentiation; regulation of transcription by RNA polymerase II. Gene Ontology annotation, cellular component: nucleus.